Messenger RNA from Bipolaris victoriae FI3, 354 nucleotides. RefSeq lists its product as hypothetical. Lineage: Eukaryota; Fungi; Ascomycota; Dothideomycetes; Pleosporales; Pleosporaceae. The record is from RefSeq and is a predicted model, not a curated record. The annotation marks the transcript as partial. The transcript has a single exon.
UUUCAACGGUACAUACCUCCCUCCCCCUUGUCUCCCCCCACGUAUACCACUUCCGCCCUUCUUCUGGUAUUGCACUCUUCUUCUUCCCCCUUUUUCAACGCUCAUCAAUCAAAUGCUUCAACGCUACUCUGUCCCCCAUCAUGCCCGGCCUGCUCUGUACUCUACCUUGCAUACCUGUUUAUAUAUAUUACCUCCUUUUUUUGCGCUCUCUUUUCAACCCACAUUAGAAUUUUCAGACACGCGUUUAGGCGGACUGUGCGAUGGUCCUGUAUACUGCGUGGCCAUGGCGAUGGUGGUUGCGCUUUCUUGCCAUCCACCUUGUUUUUUGUCUUUUAUUUUCGUCUUCUCUCUUGA